Gadus chalcogrammus (walleye pollock) is the source of this 1571-nucleotide messenger RNA. RefSeq names its product fructose-1,6-bisphosphatase 1-like. Gene Ontology annotation, cellular component: cytosol; cytoplasm. Gene Ontology annotation, biological process: sucrose biosynthetic process; fructose 6-phosphate metabolic process; fructose metabolic process. The record is from RefSeq and is a predicted model, not a curated record. Gene Ontology annotation, molecular function: fructose 1,6-bisphosphate 1-phosphatase activity. Lineage: Eukaryota; Metazoa; Chordata; Actinopteri; Gadiformes; Gadidae. The transcript is spliced from 7 exons. The coding region runs from base 88 to 1104 and encodes 338 amino acids.
UCCCCUUAACGCAAUAAGUUCCGCGUUAUAUGCUUUAAACGUUUCCCCUUUCUCCACACACUGCACUGGUGUGAUCUGCUGUGCAAGAUGUCAGGACAGGGACCGUUUGAGACCAACUCAGUCACUUUGACUAGGUUUCUUCUGGAGGAGGGUCAGAAAGCCAGAGGGACCGGAGAGUUAACGACACUUCUAAACUCUCUGUGCACAGCUGUUAAGGCGAUUUCCGUAGCAGUGCGGCAAGCAGGAAUCUCCCAUCUCUAUGGCAUUGCGGGCAGCGUCAAUGUGACCGGGGACCAGGUGAAGAAAUUGGACAUCCUGUCCAACGAGCUGGUCAUCAACGCGAUCAAAGCGUCCUUCACAGCAUGCAUCCUGGUCUCUGAGGAGGACGAGCACGCCAUCAUCCUGGAAGCAGGAAGCCGGGGUAAAUACAUUGUGUGUUUCGACCCCCUCGACGGCUCAUCCAACAUCGAUUGCCUUGUCUCCAUCGGGACAAUAUUUGCCAUCUACAAAAAGACCACAGAUGGGGAGCCCAGCGAGCUUGACGCCCUGCAGCCGGGCCGGGACCUGGUGGCGGCGGGCUAUGCCCUGUACGGCAGCGCCACCAUGAUGGUGCUCUCCUGCGGCCAGGGGGUCAACUGCUUCAUGCUGGACCCUGCGAUCGGGGAGUUCAUCCUGACAGACAAAGAUGUGAAGAUGAAGAAUCGAGGGAACAUCUACAGUACAAACGAAGGCAACGCCAUGUACUUCGAGCCGGCCGUCACAGAGUACCUGCAAAAGAAGAAGUUCCCAAAGGACGGCAGCGCACCGUACGGGUCUCGCCACGUUGGCUCCAUGGUAGCAGACGUCCACAGGACUAUGAUGUACGGAGGCGUGUUCCUGUACACAGCCAACCGGAAGAGUCCCCAGGGAAAGCUGAGGCUGCUGUACGAGUGCAACCCCAUGGCCUACAUCAUGGUGCAGGCAGGGGGCAUGGCCACCACGGGCACCCAGAACGUUCUGGACAUCCAGCCCGUGGACAUCCACCAGAGGGUCCCCGUGGUCAUGGGCUCGUCCGACGACGUGCGAGAGUACCUCGCCAUCUUCAUGAAGCACGGCAGAAAGUAGCAGGCCAGCCAGUAGCACCCUCUGUUGAGUGUACGUGCAUUUUUUGGUUGUGUUUAUGUGUGUGUGUGUCUGUGUGUGUGUACACAUUCCACACGGGAAAGGGUACUGGGAAAUGACUGGACCCCUUCCUCAGAGUUUACGUUCUGCUUUGAGUAGCAACAGUGCAUGAGUCCAAAGGAGUAAGACAAUGCUUGCCAUAAGCUGGCAAGCAAACUCGCAAAGACACCAAUACUGAUUAGUACGUGCACAAACACACACACACAAACACACUCACGCACAUAUGGAUCACAUGCUACAUACAACAAACAUUUGCUUCACACGUAACUUAAAACAAGCACCUUGAUCGGGUUGGAACAUUUUAAUAUAUGUUGGGCCACAUACAAAUAUCUAUGCAAGAACGCUUCAUGCCUUGAUCAUGUCUGAUAAAUAAAAAUUCAAACUUCAAAGAAUGAUUCUUUGUUGUUUUU